Frankliniella occidentalis (western flower thrips) is the source of this 2643-nucleotide messenger RNA. RefSeq names its product protein transport protein Sec23A (gene Sec23). The record is from RefSeq and is a predicted model, not a curated record. Bases 171 to 2510 code for a protein of 779 amino acids. NCBI's taxonomy places the organism in Eukaryota, Metazoa, Arthropoda, Insecta, Thysanoptera, Thripidae. The transcript has 14 exons. Gene Ontology annotation, molecular function: zinc ion binding; GTPase activator activity. Gene Ontology annotation, cellular component: endoplasmic reticulum exit site; COPII vesicle coat. Gene Ontology annotation, biological process: endoplasmic reticulum to Golgi vesicle-mediated transport; intracellular protein transport; COPII-coated vesicle cargo loading.
GAUUUCCGCGCCGUCGGGUUGGUACUUCCGCAGCACGGGUGCGGGUGACGUGGAUUUGGUGAUGAGAUUAUGUUGUGACACAACCCUUAAUUCACGUUUCCAGCGAAUUUUGUCCCUUCAUUUAAUUUUCCGGCCGCUCCGUUAAAUUUCUUCAAGAUUCGGGCUAUACGAUGGCAACUUAUGAAGAGUUUAUUCAACAAAAUGAAGAACGUGAUGGGACACGAUUUACCUGGAAUGUAUGGCCAUCAAGUAGGGUGGAAGCAACCCGGCUUGUUGUUCCUCUUGGAUGUCUCUACCAACCCUUAAGAGAACGCCCAGACCUUCCUCCAAUCCAAUAUGAUCCUGUUCUCUGCACACGUACUACUUGUCGAGCUAUACUGAAUCCUAUUUGCCAAGUCGAUUAUCGGGCAAAGUUGUGGAUUUGCAACUUUUGCUUCCAGAGAAAUCCAUUUCCUCCACAGUAUGGUGCCAUCUCAGAGCAGCAUCAACCUGCAGAACUCAUUCCAAUGUUUUCAACAAUUGAGUACACAAUCACGAGAGCUCAGUCCUUACCCCCAAUAUUUCUAUUAGUUGUGGAUACCUGUGUUGAUGAUGAAGAGUUAGGUGCACUCAAGGACUCAUUACAAAUGUCUCUUUCGCUGGUUCCACCUAAUGCAUUAAUAGGCUUAAUAACAUUUGGAAAAAUGGUGCAAGUUCAUGAACUUGGGUGUGAAGGCUGCUCAAAAAGCUAUGUUUUCCGUGGUACCAAAGACCUCACAGCAAAACAAAUCCAGGACAUGCUGGGUAUAGGUAAAUAUACUGGACCUCAACAACAACAGCAGCAGCAGCAACAGCAGCAAAGAGUCCCAGGUUCACAACCUCUGCCUGCCAAUCGGUUCCUUCAACCAGUUCAUAAAUGUGAUAUGAGUCUCACUGACUUACUGGGAGAACUACAGCGAGAUCCUUGGCCAGUUGCUCCUGGAAAACGUCCUUUAAGAUCCACUGGAGUUGCUCUCUCUAUUGCUGUUGGUUUAUUAGAGUGCAUGUAUCCCAACACAGGAGGCCGUAUCAUGAUGUUUGUUGGAGGAGCCUGCUCUCAGGGCCCAGGACAAGUUGUAAAUGACGAUCUUCGUGAACCCAUUCGGUCUCAUCAUGAUAUCCAUAAAGACGCUGCCAAGUACAUGAAAAAGGCAAUUAAACAUUAUGAAGGUCUAGCUGUUCGUUCUGCUAACAAUGGUCAUGCCAUUGACAUAUACUCAUGUGCAUUAGACCAGACAGGAUUAUUGGAAAUGAAACAGUGCUGCAACUCUACUGGAGGCCAUAUGGUGAUGGGUGAUUCAUUCAAUUCAUCCCUCUUCAAGCAAACAUUCCAGAGAGUGUUUGUACGUGACCAGAAACAAGAAUUGAAAAUGGCCUUCAAUGGCACUCUUGAAAUCAAGUGUUCAAGAGAGUUGAAAGUUUCGGGAGCUAUAGGAUCAUGUGUUCCCUUGAAUGUUAAAGGACCAUGUGUUUCUGAAACAGAAGUUGGAAUGGGUGGUACUUGUCAGUGGAAAUUCUGCACUUUCAGUCCAAGUAGUACUUGUGCUUUCUUCUUUGAAGUUGUUAACCAGCAUGCUGCUCCUAUUCCUCAAGGUGGCAGAGGCUGCAUCCAGUUCAUCACUCAGUACCAACACUCAAGUGGGCAAAGACGUAUCCGAGUAACAACAAUUGCUCGCAAUUGGGCUGAUGCGUCUGCCAACUUGCAUCACAUUAGUGCUGGUUUCGAUCAGGAGGCUGCAGCUGUUUUGAUGUCUCGCAUGGUAGUUUAUCGUGCUGAGACUGAUGAUGGUCCUGACGUUCUAAGAUGGGUUGAUCGAAUGCUCAUCAGACUGUGCCAGAAGUUUGGAGAAUACAACAAGGAUGACCCAAAUAGUUUCCGUCUCUCCGAGAACUUCAGCCUAUAUCCACAGUUUAUGUACCAUUUGCGUCGGUCACAAUUUCUUCAAGUCUUUAAUAACAGUCCAGAUGAAACAUCCUUCUACAGGCAUAUGCUGAUGAGAGAAGACUUGACACAGUCUCUAAUCAUGAUCCAGCCUAUCCUGUAUAGCUACAGCUUCAAUGGUCCUCCUGAACCAGUACUUCUGGAUACAAGCAGUAUUCAACCAGAUAGAAUUUUACUCAUGGAUACAUUUUUCCAAAUCCUUAUUUUCCAUGGUGAAACAAUUGCUCAGUGGCGCUCCCAAGGCUAUCAGGAUUUGCCAGAGUAUGAAAACUUCCGUCAACUACUUCAAGCACCUGUUGAUGAUGCUCAGGAGAUUCUGCAGACUCGCUUCCCUAUGCCUCGCUAUAUUGACACAGAACAAGGAGGCUCACAGGCUCGGUUUUUGCUGUCUAAAGUCAAUCCAUCUCAAACACACAAUAAUAUGUAUGCUUAUGGAGGGAUGGUGCCUGCAAGCUCUGGGGAAAGUGGUGCCCCUGUCCUCACAGAUGAUGUCAGCCUUCAGGUCUUUAUGGAGCAUCUCAAGAAACUUGCUGUAUCAUCUACUGCUUAGUGGUGAGCUAAAUGGCACACGCUUGCGUAAUGUGUAUUUAGUUUCAUUUGGCAAAUUUUAUAAUUUUGUUGUCUUGUUAAACUUUCAACUUUUAAGGGAAGGGAAUUUAAAUGUUAAAGAAUUUUUGUAAAAG